This is a messenger RNA of Exophiala xenobiotica, 2060 nucleotides long. RefSeq lists its product as uncharacterized. Lineage: Eukaryota; Fungi; Ascomycota; Eurotiomycetes; Chaetothyriales; Herpotrichiellaceae. The coding region runs from base 121 to 1353 and encodes 410 amino acids. Gene Ontology annotation, biological process: transmembrane transport. The record is from RefSeq and is a predicted model, not a curated record. The transcript has 2 exons. Gene Ontology annotation, cellular component: mitochondrial inner membrane.
CGCAGCCACCAUUUCGACCUUCCGUCACAAGAACAAUUCCUCCUUGGCCACAACCUAUUCCUUUUCCUACAGACAUUUAUACCUUACAUUCUGGCUUCGACAUGUCCUAGCGGCCACUGAAUGCCUUUUUCAGCUUCGGGCCAUGCAGCAACAACAUUACAACCCUCACAACCAUCCGAGAUGGAAAGCCGAGGCCCCUCGAGACUGCUUGAGGAACCACUCCCUCACACGUCACCAAAACAGAGCACUUUCACCAGGAACGAUGGCGCGGUGACAUCAACAGGCCCUGCUCCUCGUGAACCCAAACGGCUGGACAAGCAGAGUUUAGAUUAUAUUCUGCGCAGUGGCCUUGCAGGUGGUCUAGCAGGAUGCGCAGCCAAAACUGUCGUCGGACCCCUCGAUCGAGUCAAGAUCCUCUUCCAAGCCUCGAAUCCUCAUUUCGCAAAAUAUACUGGGAGCUGGCUAGGCGUCUUCAUAGCCAUGAACGACAUCAAUAAGCAAGAGGGCAUCCGAGGUCUCUACCGUGGACAUUCAGCUACUUUGCUCAGAAUCUUUCCCUACGCUGGAAUCAAAUUCCUUGCCUACGAGCAAAUAAGAGCAGGCGUCAUCCGCCAUAAGGAUCAAGAAACACCCAUUCGUCGUUUCUUGUCAGGAUCGCUGGCGGGCAUUACGUCGGUCUUUUUCACAUACCCGCUGGAGGUGGUUCGAGUACGGAUGGCCUUCGAAACGAAACGUGAUUCUCGGUCAUCCCUGAGCAGGAUAUGUCAGCAGAUCUACCAUGAGCAACCUCCUCAGCCAGGAACAUUGGCCGGACACAAUCCGCUUGAGGUUGCGUCCAAUGUCGCACUCAAAGCAACACCAAGGUCUGGUCUGGCCAACUUUUACCGUGGCUUUUCUCCAACAUUGUUAGGAAUGCUGCCAUAUGCAGGAAUGUCCUUUUUAACGCACGAUACAAUCGGCGAUCUUUUUCGACUUCCAGCUCUGGCACCGUACACUGUUCUACGGUCUACUGCUGUGGCGCCCGCCCCACCACACACAGGCUCGGACAAUCCUAGCACCUAUCAUCGCAGCCAGUUGACUGCUCCAGCGGAGCUGACAUCUGGUGCUCUAGCAGGGUUAGUAUCUCAGACCGCCUCUUACCCACUGGAGGUAAUUCGACGAAGGAUGCAAGUCGGCGGUGCUGUGGGUGAUGGUCAUAGGUUGAGCAUACUCGAGACAGCGCGUCGAAUAUGGCUGGAGAGAGGCUGGAGAGGUUUCUUUGUUGGUCUGUCCAUUGGUUAUAUGAAGGUUAUUCCCUUGGCGGCAACAAGUUUUUAUGUUUACGAACGUGGAAAAUGGUGGUUGGGGAUAUGAACGACCAAAACACAAAAUGACCCUCGAGAUUUGUUCGAGAACUCGUCGCAGCCCACCGACACCAACUUGGCUCGGGAAAAGCCCUUCGCGAGAGGAAGCGGCAGGACGCUAAGCCUUGUGUCGGGCACACCCUGCAGCUUUCGUGCUCGUGCUGGAAUUCGCCUUGACGAUGCAACAUGCGACUUCGAAACUCAAAGAUUUCUUCGCUGGUUGAGUACCCGAAGGACUAAUGGCUCUGGAAGAACAAAGGCAAUGAAGCCAAAGAACAGGUCAAAUGGACCGGCCUCUGCCCAGUGUCUUCGUCGCGUCAACCGUCGCCUUCAUGGUUGGACGUAGUAGGAAUACAAGCCGGGCCGUUGCACAACUCACUGCUGCUGCGUGGAAGGCUUAGACAACCCUACAAACAGCGGGAUGAUCCUGGGCAGAGUAUCAGAACGGACAUAUGUGGAUGACCCAAUGGAUUACAGACCCGAUGGAUGAAAAGCGCACAAGGCGCUGCGCUAUAUGGACAACCGUUUCUUGUUCAGUUGCUCGCUGCUUCAUCUUCCAUCACUUUGUGUGAACCGCAACCGGUAUAGGAGAAUAUAUACGGAGUAUACCGACAAACAUAUCUAGUUGAAAGAGACCGCAACUCAGCCUGUGGUCAUGGCGAAGCACUAUUUUGACAAUGCAAUACGGUCUCCUUGAGGAUCUUGCCGUGGCUUGAC